CUCCUCUCCAGCCGCCGGUCGCUGCUCUGCGGUGGCCAGCUCUUCCUUAUGCUGGCACCCCCGACCCCAGAGACCGCGGUCCCCAUGUCCCAGGCAGAGGCCGACCUGGCUCUGCGGCCCCCGCUGCCGCUCGCCGCCGCGGGGCCGCCCCGCCUGGGGCCCCCUCCUCGCCGGGUGCGCCGCUUCUCGGGGAAGGCUGAGCCCCGGCCGCGCUCUUCCCGUCUCAGCCGCCGCAGCUCAGUCGACUUGGGGCUGCUGAGCUCUUGGUCCCAGUCCGCCUCACCCGUUCCGGAGUCCCCAGAUCCUCCGGGCGCUGCUGGUCCCGGCCCCCCGGGAAGCCCACCGCCUAGCUCCAAAGAGCCCCCAGAGAGCACAUGGACCGAAGGAUCCCCGGGGAACGCCGCGGAUUCCACCCACCCGGAGCCCGCGGGCUCCGCGAGAGGCCCCGGAUCCAGGGAACCGCCGAGGGUCUCCGAAGCCGAGGCCCUGGAGCGGCAGCGGGAACAAGAGGAAAAGGAGGACACCGAGACCCAGGCGGUGGCCACGUCCCCGGACGGCCGAUACCUUAAAUUUGACAUCGAGAUUGGACGUGGCUCGUUCAAGACGGUGUAUCGAGGGCUGGACACCGACACCACCGUGGAGGUGGCCUGGUGUGAGCUGCAGACCCGGAAACUAUCUCGAGCUGAGCGGCAGAGAUUCUCAGAGGAGGUGGAGAUGCUCAAGGGACUGCAGCACCCCAAUAUUGUCCGCUUCUAUGACUCAUGGAAAUCAGUGCUGAGGGGCCAGGUUUGCAUCGUGCUGGUCACCGAACUCAUGACCUCGGGCACGCUUAAGACGUACCUGAGGCGGUUCCGCGAGAUGAAGCCCCGAGUCCUUCAGCGCUGGAGCCGUCAGAUCUUGAGGGGGCUUCAUUUUCUACACUCCCGGGUACCCCCCAUCCUGCACCGCGACCUCAAGUGCGACAACGUCUUUAUCACAGGCCCUUCUGGCUCAGUCAAAAUCGGAGACCUGGGCCUGGCCACGCUCAAGCGCGCUUCCUUUGCCAAGAGUGUCAUUGGUACCCCGGAGUUCAUGGCCCCAGAGAUGUACGAGGAAAAGUAUGACGAGGCGGUGGACGUGUACGCGUUCGGCAUGUGCAUGCUGGAGAUGGCCACCUCCGAGUACCCUUACUCCGAGUGCCAGAAUGCUGCGCAAAUCUACCGCAAGGUCACUUCGGGCACAAAGCCCAACAGCUUCAACAAAGUGAAGAUGCCUGAGGUGAAGGAGAUCAUUGAAGGCUGCAUCCGCACGGAUAAGAACGAGAGGCUCACCAUCCAGGACCUGCUGGCUCACGCCUUUUUCCGCGAGGAGCGCGGCGUGCACGUGGAGCUGGCGGAGGAGGACGACGGUGAGAAGCCGGGUCUCAAGCUCUGGUUGCGCAUGGAGGACGCGCGGCGCGGGGGCCGUCCGCGGGACAACCAGGCCAUCGAGUUCCUGUUCCAGUUGGGCCGGGACGCCGCCGAGGAGGUGGCGCAGGAGAUGGUGGCCCUGGGCUUGGUCUGCGAGGCUGACUACCAGCCAGUGGCCCGUGCAGUGCGUGAACGGGUGGCCGCCAUCCAGCGAAAGCGAGAGAAGCUACGGAAAGCUAGGGAGUUGGAGACCCUGCCCCCUGUGCCAGGACCCCCACCAGCAACUGGCCCCAGGGUUCCUGGUCCCCCCAGUGUCUUCUCCCCUGAGUCUGAGGAGCCAGAGGCAGACCAGCAUCAGCCCUUCUUGUUCCGCCAUGCCAGUUACUCAUCUACCACCUCGGAUUGCGAGACUGAUGGCUACCUCAGCUCCUCUGGCUUCCUGGAUGCCUCAGACCCUGCCCUUCAGCCCCCUAUCGGGGUGCCAUCCAGCCCCGCUGAGCCCCAUCUCUGCCUGCCCUCGGCGUUUGCCCUAUCCAUUUCACAUUCUGGCCCUGGCAGUGACUUUCCCCCUGGAGACAGCUAUGCCUCAGAUGCAGCAGCAUCAGGUCUUAGCGACGUGGGAGAAGGGAUGGGACGGAUGAGAAGACCACCAGGGAGAAAUCCCCGGCGUAGACCCAGAUCCCGGCUUCGGGUCACUAGUGUCUCAGACCAGAAUGACAGAGUGGUUGAGUGCCAGCUCCAGACGCACAACAGCAAGAUGGUGACCUUCCGAUUUGAUCUGGAUGGGGACAGCCCAGAAGAGAUUGCAGCUGCCAUGGUUUAUAACGAGUUCAUUCUGCCCUCGGAGCGAGCUGGAUUCCUGAGCCGGAUUCGGGAGAUUAUACAGCGAGUGGAGACUCUGCUGAGGAGAGAUACUGGUCCUGUGGAGACUGCCGAUGAUCCCCUGAGUCCCCAGGGGGAGCCAGCGCCCUUGCCUGUGACCCCCGGACCUCUCCCAGACCCCACCAAUGCAGAGCUCCAGAGCAGCACCUCCCUGGAGCAGAGUUGCUGGGCAGCCUUCGCUACCUCCCCAUCUUCUCCAGGAACUCCCUUUCCCCCUGGAACCUCUGUGUUGCCCAUCACUUCUCUCACAUGUCAUCCCAGCCCCUCCCCAUUCUCCCCAAUGUCUUCCCAGGACUCCUCAAACCUCUCUCCACCCUCUCCUGGCCCUCCACUUCUAUUCUCCCCCUGUGCAUCCCAGUUCCCAGCCUCUCAGUUUCCUCAGAGUUCUCUCCCCAGCUCUCCACUUGCGUUCUCUCCUAGCUGUUCCCAGGUCACCCCGACUCCUCCUCCUUUUGCUGCAUGCCCCCCAGAUUCUCCCCUCCCGUCCACCACAGCCACUCCUCUCCUCUCUCUGGCUAGUGCCUUCUCCCUGGCGGUGAUGACCGUGGCCCAGUCCCUGCUGGACUCCUCCCCUGGGGUCCCUUCCCAGUCUCCUCUAGCCCCUCCAGGUCCCCUACCUAGCCUGCCCCCACCCCCUCCCCUUGCUCCUUGUGACCAGGAGAGGCUUUCACUCCUGACAACUGAGGUGGAGAGUGAGGCCUCUCCCAAUCCAGCUCGGCCACUGCUGGGUGAAGCUAGACUAGCACCCAUCUCUGAAGAAGGAAAGCCCCAACUUGUUGGGCGUUUCCAAGUGACUUCAUCCAAGGAACCAGCUGAGCCCCUGCAACCAACAUCUUCAGUCCACUCUGGUUCUCUGAAGCCUCCUACUCCUCAGCUGACCUCAGAGAGCUCAGACACAGAAGACAGUGCUGGAAGUGGGCCAGAGGCCCGGGAAGCUCUGGCCGAGAGUGACCGUGCAGCCGAAGGCCUGGGGGCUAGAAUUGAGGAGGAAGGGGACGAUGGGAAGGAAUCCAGAUUGGGGGGCAGUCCCCCACCCCUGAGCCAUCCCAGCCCAGUAUGGAUGAAUUACUCGUACAGCAGCCUGUGUCUGAGCAGUGAGGAGUCAGAGAGCAGUGGGGAGGAUGAGGAGUUCUGGGCUGAGCUGCAGAGUCUUCGGCAGAAGCACUUGUCAGAGGUGGAGGCACUACAGACACUACAGAAAAAGGAAAUUGAGGACUUGUACAGCCGGCUUGGGAAGCAGCCCCCACCGGGUAUAGUGGCACCAGCGGCUAUGCUGUCCAGCCGCCAGCGGCGCCUCUCCAAGGGCAGCUUCCCUACCUCCCGCCGAAACAGCCUGCAGCGCUCAGAGCCCCCAGGCCCUGGCAUCAUGCGAAGGAACUCCCUGAGUGGCAGCAGCACCGGCUCCCAGGAGCAGCGGGCAAGCAAGGGGGUGACAUUCGCCGGGGAUGUUGGCAGGAUGUGAAUUCAGAACAGAAGCCAUGUGUCUCUCCCACACCAAGAACCACCAUGGAGCUUGUGCUCUCAGAAGCUGCUGACCAACAGAACUGCGCAAGGGAGGCCCCCGCACAGAGGGAGUAGAAGGCCAGAGGGGCAUGGACAGUGCUGCUCUGCUGCAGAGGAGCCGAAUGUGGGAACUAUUUGCUGUGUGCAGAGGUGUUGGCCCUACAGCCUGCCACGCUCAUCCUGUCACCUCCCCAGCUCAGGGUCAACCACUAAGCAGUCCCACCCAAGUCCAAGUGCUUCUAGAGGGUGCAGUCCCAGAUGGGCAAACAGAGGGGGUGUUCUUACACCAGAAUUAACAACCAAUAAAAAUGCUGGAAACCAGG
Condylura cristata (star-nosed mole) is the source of this 4096-nucleotide messenger RNA. RefSeq names its product WNK lysine deficient protein kinase 4 (gene WNK4). The transcript is spliced from 19 exons. The record is from RefSeq and is a predicted model, not a curated record. Gene Ontology annotation, molecular function: chloride channel inhibitor activity; ATP binding; potassium channel inhibitor activity. Gene Ontology annotation, biological process: renal sodium ion absorption; positive regulation of sodium ion transmembrane transporter activity; negative regulation of sodium ion transport. The coding region runs from base 49 to 3732 and encodes 1227 amino acids. Lineage: Eukaryota; Metazoa; Chordata; Mammalia; Eulipotyphla; Talpidae. Gene Ontology annotation, cellular component: cytosol; cytoplasm.